This is a messenger RNA of Striga asiatica, 336 nucleotides long. NCBI's taxonomy places the organism in Eukaryota, Viridiplantae, Streptophyta, Magnoliopsida, Lamiales, Orobanchaceae. The record is from the annotation of a GenBank genome assembly.
AUGCGCGUGUGGAGACCAGCGGCUCUCAGGGAGGCGAGCACGCGACUCAUGGCCGGAACCACCACUGAGGAGAUGUUGCCGGGCGACUCGGUGGCCUCGGCCAGACCGUGGGUGAUGCAGAAUGGAGUUUUUGAGCCAGGUGUCGACGUUCGAUUGGAACUGGGAGAAAACAAGGAGGUCGGGGUUGGGGAUGACGAUGGUGAGCUCGAUGCCUGUGUUGGAAAAGGCCUUGAGGACUUGGAUGUUGGAGUCGUAUAUUCGUACGCAAAGAAAAAUGUGUUGGGAGAAAUUAGAUGGUCAUCUCUACUUGAGGAGAUUGGAUUUGCGUUUCAGCAC